UUAUCCAAAAUGAAGUUACUAAUCCUCUUCCUAGCCACAUUGGGCGCAGCUGCUGCACGCUUGAGGGGACAUACUGUCAAAGGAUGAUGACAAAGUGAUCCACCAGAUAAGCCAAUGGCUUGAUGAUUUUUAAGGAAAUCAAAUAAAAUUGCAUGCUGUAAGAGCAAGUCCACUAGAGUUCUUAAUCCAUUAUUAAGAGGGGUAAACGUUAAUUACACUUCAGAUUAGAUUGGGCAUUUACUAGAAGGAUAUGUAGCUGAGAAUUUCAUUUAAUUUAAAUAAUCCCGCCAUAAAAAGUUCUUGGCGCAGUGUGACCAUACGCAAUAAAGAUACCCACCUACUGGCAUAGGAAAGUAAACAAAACAUGGCACUGAACUCCAAACUUAGGGAUCUCAUCUUGAACAGCCACGUGCCGCUGGUCCUGGACCAGUUUCCGCUGAAAUGGGAGUGCUUCGAGGGAUCCCUACACGACUGGUGCCAGCGAUUUGACCAGGAGGCCAGCUCUCCUCCAGACUUCGAGCUGAUGGCUUUGGCGGACAGCAGUACGCCGCAGUGGGAGCGAAAGCGGACCAAAGCCAGUAAGCUCAGCAUGCAGCAGUUCCUGCGAGAGUACGGCGUCCUGAAGGAGGAGCACACCCACUGGGCGGCGUACCAGUACAAGAGAGCCGACGAAGUGCCACCCAGUUGCCGGAGGGGCAUUGAUUUCUCCAGUUUCGGUUUCCCGGUCAUCGGAGACGACUUCCGCUUAUGGCUGGGAUCGGAGCAGGCCAACACGCCGUGUCACUACGACACCUUUGGCGUCAACAUAGUGGUGCAGGUGCAUGGCAGCAAGUCGUGGCUGCUCUUCCCGCCUGAGACGCCGCUGCAGAGCACCAGGAUUCCCUACGAGGAGUCCAGUGUCUACUGUGUGGAGAACUUUUACGCCCCGGACCCGGCAAAGAUUCAGAGCUACGAGCAUCUUGGCCGGCAGGCGUAUCACUGCAACCUGCAGGCGGGCGAAGUACUAAUCGUGCCGCGUAACUGGUGGCACUACGUUGAGGCCACGUCCACGUCGCUGAGUGUCAACUACUGGGUGCCGCUUAGAGUGGACAUGGACCUGGUUUUGGACGAGUUCCUGGUCAUGCAUAUCGUGGAGAGCUUUGUCAGGGGAGAGAGCGAUCAAAUGAAGCAGUACGUGCUCAAUCCCAACCAGUUGGGUGACCUGUCUACCAAGCCCAGCGACCUCUAUGCGCAGUUCGAGCAGGCGGUGCAGAAUCUAGAGAGUGGUCAGAACACCCGAAAGCUCUUCGAUACCGACUACAUCAGCCAAGCGGAUUGGAAAACUUUGUUGAAUAGUAUCAGCCCCACAGUGCGCCCUUUGCAAGUGAUGCCUCACGAGGAAUACAAGCAGCUCCUCCGCGCCAACUCCAAGAGAUUCCGAAAUGCUGUUAGCCCACCAGAGUCAACUCCCAUUAGUUCCACUUGGGAGCUUCUAGUAAGCAGCAUGUGUGCUCCACGGGUAAUUGCCGAAAUGAAGAGCGAGUUCUUUUGCAGGCUACGAAAAAGUAACUCCCUCUAGCUAAACACACAAACGAGUAUCUAGGGUAAGAACGUGAUAAUAUUGUUGCAUAUUUGAGAUUAAAAUCCAAUAAGCCAUCAA
Drosophila erecta is the source of this 1639-nucleotide messenger RNA. RefSeq names its product lysine-specific demethylase 8 (gene HSPBAP1). The transcript has a single exon. Lineage: Eukaryota; Metazoa; Arthropoda; Insecta; Diptera; Drosophilidae. Bases 365 to 1558 code for a protein of 397 amino acids. The record is from RefSeq and is a predicted model, not a curated record. Gene Ontology annotation, molecular function: 2-oxoglutarate-dependent dioxygenase activity.